AUGUCAAACAAGAAUUUCGGAUAUCACACUGAGGCAGAAGAAGUCGCUACUUACUUUGAAAACGAGAUCAAAGGAAAGACCGUCUUGAUCACUGGAUGCACAUUCGGUGGUCUUGGCUACGAGGCCGCAAGAGUGGUGUCCAAGCACCAUGCUGGCUUAGUCAUUGUCGCUGGUAGAAAGCAAGAGGCUCUCGACGAUGCCAUUGAGAAGAUCAAGGCAGAGACUCCUUCCGCUAACUUACGAUCCCUCGUUAUUGAUCUUGCCUCACUCGAGUCCGUCCGACAUGCUGCUGCCAAAGUCAACACCUAUCCUGAAGCUAUUGAUGUCUUGAUCAACAACGCUGCUAUCAUGGCAUCACCAUACUACACCACCAAGGAUGGAUUCGAAGCUCAAUUCGGUACCAAUCACAUCGGACCCUUCCUCUUCACCAACUUGAUCUUGCCCAAGAUUCUUGCUUCUAAGACUGGUGCUCCACGCAUUAUCAACGUCUCUAGUUUGGGCCAUUUCUUCUCCCCAGUUCGAUUUGACGAUCCUUUCUUCGAUAAUGGAAAAGCUUAUCACAAAUUUGCUGCGUACGGUCAAUCCAAGACCGCCAAUAUUUUGUUUGCUCUUGAAUUGGCGAAGCGCUACAAGUCCCAAGGUCUUGUCGCCUUCAGUCUACAUCCUGGCCGCAUCCAAACCAACCUUGGGCGCGAUCUUAGACCUGCAGAUUUUGCUGAGCCUCUUAAGGAUCACGAAGGCAAUGUGUACGACACCACCGGCGUUGAAUACAAAACCAUUGCGGAGGGAACUUCAACUCAUAUUGUUGCGGCAUUUGAUCCUAACAUUACUUCGCAAUCUGGUUCUUACCUAGUUAGUUGUCAGCUUGCCAAUAAUGAGGCCAAGGCAUAUGCCAUAGAUGAGGCUCAGGCCGAGCGGCUGUGGGAACUGAGUGAGAAAAUCAUUGGGCAGCAGUUUUAAUUGAUAACCUGCAAUUAAAAAUUUGAUCCUAGACAACAUGUCAUUAUACCUUUUCCUUCAUAGAUGAAUACAUGCAAAUUUUCCUCCGUGUACCAUUACCUUUCACUUGUACUGAA
Molecule: messenger RNA, 1076 nt
Organism: Umbelopsis ramanniana AG
Lineage: Eukaryota; Fungi; Mucoromycota; Umbelopsidomycetes; Umbelopsidales; Umbelopsidaceae
Exons: 1
Coding region: 1-960 (319 amino acids)
Source: RefSeq, a predicted model, not a curated record